Molecule: messenger RNA, 3901 nt
Organism: Thermothielavioides terrestris NRRL 8126
Lineage: Eukaryota; Fungi; Ascomycota; Sordariomycetes; Sordariales; Chaetomiaceae
Exons: 5
Coding region: 381-3242 (953 amino acids)
Biological process (GO): regulation of DNA-templated transcription; DNA-templated transcription
Molecular function (GO): DNA binding; DNA-binding transcription factor activity, RNA polymerase II-specific; zinc ion binding
Source: RefSeq, a predicted model, not a curated record
GGCGAGCACAGAGCGGCUGGCUCAGGCCAAAAGUCAAGCGGUUCUUUUCCCUCGAUCCGUAUUCCGUCCGUAGGGAAGCUGAAGCUCACUUCGGUCCGUCUGACUGCCGUUCUCCAGUCCGGGCCCGGCAACUCGCCUGCGUGCUCCGCCAAGAGCUCGGAUAUAGAUAGCUCCCACCGCCCAUCGUCGCCGUCAACGGCCCUCACCUGUCGUCUCCCCUCUCCGACCUUGACGUAGCAGCGCUUCAACCAACUGCCCGCAUUCGCUAGAAGCCGCUCCGUCUUCAUAUGUUCUGAUUCGCAGGUCUUGACGACCGACCUUUUGUUGGUAACUAAUCUCACCCCACGCCCUCCGUUGUCCCGGCCUCGUCUUCAAUCAAGAUGUUGUCGAAUCCGCUCCACCGGUUCUCUCCCUACCACAUCCCCUCUACCGCGCUGCUCUCCAACGGCCAUGUCCCCGCCAGCCACCUCCACGCUGGGCUCGACACGCUCGCGCCAGGAUCCCACUACGCGCUCCAGCAGCUCCAGCAGCACGUCGGCGCCCAUAACCCGCACCUCGCCAGGACCGGAGCUCAACCAAAGCACAGGCAGCACCCUUACGGGCCCGCCGCCAGAGCCGCUGGCGCAGCGGGACCUAUCCGGAGAAGGAUCAGCAGAGCCUGUGACCAGUGCAAUCAACUUCGGACAAAGUGUGAUGGCCAGCAUCCCUGUGCGCAUUGCAUUGAGUUCCAGCUGGGCUGCGAAUACAUCCGAGAACGCAAGAAGCGUGGCAAGGCCUCCCGGAAGGAUCUCGCACAGCAGGCUGCCGCGCAAGCCGCCGCCGCCGCCGCAGCGGCAGCCCAGAACGGCUCAUUGAAAUCCGAGAACCAGAGCGCCGAGAAUGGCCAGUCAACUGAGAGCCGGAGUGACACCCCUGCCGCCACCAAGCCGUCCUUGACCGUGUCGACCGAGCAACCACCCAACUCGGACAAGAGCAUCAACGAGAUGGCGGACGACAGCCUCCGGGGCCAGAGGACGGGAAGCAUGGAGACGCUGGGUGAGUUGAGCGCCCAUCCGGGGCACAUGCCGAGCCAUACCGGGGCUCUCGACAGAGACCAUCUCGACAGCCCAACGGCUCUGGAUCUUAACGGAUACGGCACCGUUCACGCUGCAUACGACCGGCCUAUGGGCACACACAUGAUGGGAGGCCCUGCUCAUACGCCCUACGGUUCCAACCAGGGAAGCAUGUCCAGCUAUCCCGACCUGCCGUAUGCGCUGCAGACACAAAGCCCCACCGGCUACUCCGCGGGCGCCUCGAAUGGGUUCCGUCUCGCGAACAGCCCUCUCAGCGCCUAUCCCAUGGGCGGAGAGACGGCAUCGCCUGGUGGCUGGAUGAACAUGUCGUCUCCGCCGCCCCAAUUUGCUUCGCAUGUGCCGCAGAACGGCUACAGCCACGCGAACCUGCGGUACCCGGUGCUGGAGCCCCUGGUUCCGCACCUGGGCAACAUCAUCCCUCUAUCCCUUGCCUGCGAUCUCAUCGACCUCUACUUCUCGAGCUCGUCUUCGGCUCAGAUGCACCCAAUGUCGCCUUACGUCCUGGGCUUCGUCUUCCGGAAGCGGUCGUUCCUGCACCCUAGCAAGCCCCGUCAGUGCCAGCCCGCUCUGCUCGCGAGCAUGUUGUGGGUUGCCGCACAGACGAGCGACGCGCCUUUCCUGACCAGCGUCCCCUCGGCGCGCGGCAAGAUCUGCCAGAAACUUCUCGAGCUGACCGUCAGCCUCCUCAAGCCGCUCAUCCACACGCCGUCGGAAGAGGCGUCACCCGUCUCGAGCCCCAUUGUGGAUGGCGUCGCGCUCGGCGGCCUGGGCGUGGCGCUCCCGGGAUCCAUCAGCAUGGAAACUCUUACUAGCGAGUCGGGAGCUUUCGGGGCGGCCGGCACGCUCGACGACGUGGUCACCUACAUUCAUCUGGCGACGGUGGUGUCCGCCAGCGAGUACAAGGGAGCCAGCCUGCGAUGGUGGAAUGCCGCGUGGUCGCUCGCUCGCGAGCUCAAGCUCGGCCGCGAGCUACCCCAGAACGCGCCUUCGACUCGCCAGGGAGGUUCGGCCGAUAUCGACGGCGAAGACGGCGGCGGGAUGGGCGGUGUCCCCGGCGUCAUCACUGAGGAGGAACGCGAGGAGAGGCGGCGGAUCUGGUGGCUUGUUUACAUUGUCGACCGCCAUCUGGCGCUGUGCUACAACCGGCCCCUCUUCCUGCUCGACAUCGAAUGCGAGGGCCUGCUGCAGCCGAUGGAUGAUACGGACUAUCAAAACGGAAACUUCCACGCCUACGCCGACCCGAACGUGCUCGCCUCGGACCAGGAGGCCGGCCGGAAGAGCCGGGUGCGCGGGCCGUCGUUCGAGUGCACCGGCCACAGCAUCUUCGGCUAUUUCCUGCCUCUGAUGACCAUCCUGGGCGAGAUCGUCGACCUCCAUCACGCGAAGAACCAUCCUCGCUUCGGCAUCGGAUUCCGCUCAUCCCGCGAGUGGGAUGACCAGACGUCCGAGAUCACGCGCCACCUCGACUUGUACGAGCAGAGUCUGAAGCAGUUCGAGCAGCGUCACCUCAGCCUCAACGCGCAAGCGCAGGCUGCCGACGAGAAGGCGGCCGAAGCGGCCGGCGUCCCCACCGCGAACAACGACCUGCCGGGCACACCGUCCGGCCACAGCGUGCACAGCGUCCACACGACCUCGAGCCGGAUGACCGAGAGCGACAUCCAGACGCGGAUCGUCAUAGCCUACGGCACGCACGUCAUGCACGUGCUGCACAUCCUGCUGACGGGCAAGUGGGAUCCCAUCAACCUGCUCGACGACAACGACCUCUGGAUCAGCAGCCAGGGCUUCAUCACGGCCACGGGCCACGCCGUCAGCGCCGCCGAGGCCAUCAGCAACAUCCUCGAGUACGACCCGGGCCUCGAGUUCAUGCCCUUCUUCUUCGGCAUCUACCUGCUCCAGGGCUCGUUCCUGCUGCUUCUCAUCGCCGACAAGCUGCAACUCGAGGCCUCGCCGAGCGUGGUCAAGGCGUGCGAGACCAUCAUCCGCGCGCACGAGGCGUGCGUGGUGACGCUGAACACGGAGUAUCAGCGCAACUUCAGCAGAGUCAUGCGCAGCGCCCUCGCACAGGUCCGCGGCCGCGUGCCCGAGGACCUCGGCGAGCAGCACCAGCGCCGGAGGGAGCUCCUCGCGCUGUACCGGUGGACGGGCGAUGGGACCGGUCUGGCGCUGUGAGCUGCUUGGCCUCCCUUUCCUGCCCCCCCUUCCUCCUGAUUAUACCUCCCUUUUCUCUCUUCUCCUAGGAGUACAUGAUGCUCAAUUGGACUGGCUGGUCGAUAUGUUACCAAAACCAAAACGGCAACGGUGGGGUUGUUCUUACGGGCUUGGGUGAAUUUUUGGUUCCCCGGAAAGGGGGGUAUGUCGGCUCGUCAGGGUGUUGUCUACAGGACGAAUGGAUGGUCGGAACGGGCCGGACCGGACCGGACGUGCGCGGAUGCUGGACGAUUCUGAUGCCUCAACGACGGAACGGGAGGUUUGGCGUCCCUCGAGCCAGGGUCCGUUACGUGGUGGACUCUGACAUGGUUCUUCUCUGCUGUGGGCGAUAUGCGUUAUUUUGGAUACCUCAAGUUUUGGCCUUAUGGGGUUUGGAAGGAGUGAAGUUUGCUGUUUUGCUUUUGGUUGCUUUUGGCAAGACGGUUUCAGGGCUGGGGGUCGCGAAUGAACAAAUGCUGUGUAAGGUAGAUAUUGUGUUAUGUAUAGUUACUGCUCUAACUAGCUAAAUGACGAUGCAAACUCUGGGUGCACAACUCGAAGACUUCGUGACUAACGUGGCUAAGGGCUGAAGGGUUUGCUUGUGUUUUACAGGCACCUAGUGCUGCUGUUGAGGCACAGAG